Daphnia magna is the source of this 797-nucleotide messenger RNA. RefSeq lists its product as uncharacterized. The coding region runs from base 73 to 720 and encodes 215 amino acids. The record is from RefSeq and is a predicted model, not a curated record. Lineage: Eukaryota; Metazoa; Arthropoda; Branchiopoda; Diplostraca; Daphniidae. The transcript has 3 exons.
GGAGGUAUAAAAGGGUGUUGACAACUUGAUUAAAUUUCAUUCAACACCUCAGACCACCGACCACCGACGACCAUGGCCAUAUCACCAAUCCAUCCAUCGGAGACAAGGAGGAACAGACGCAAGCCUUGCCAAGCUGCCGGUAUUUUCCCAAUUAAGCCCAUAGGUAAGUUGGGUAGAAGCUGCUUGCCAGUUCCAGUUCUCACAGGCAGUACAUAUAGAAAGCCAAAUAAGUCCAAUCCAUCGGACUUUGUGCAUUCAGGAAAAUCUCGUAUUCCAGUGCUGAAAACCCAACAUACAAUGCACGGGUCUAGGAUUGAGGCCUUAAAAAAGAAGGAGAAAGAAUUGACUAUAGAAUUGAUAAAAACACGGACGGAGCUGGAAAGGGUAGAGGGUCUACAAAAGAAGCUCCUUGUUCUGAAACCAACGCCCAUUAGGAGACCCAAGCGUCGUUCAAAAUCAUUGGCGUUAGGCGCUUCGUUCAUGGACAGUCCUUUCACUGACAGUGAAAGCCCUAAAAUCGAAAAAAUGUCCCCAUUGAUUCUGUCCAUGACCCAAUCGAAAAAUCCUAGAAGUCUCUAUGAGACUUAUCGCCACACGUGUAAAUUCCUGCAAACACCGAGACAAUCGACUUUUAAACUGCGCUCAAGAGCUUCGACUCCCAACAAUGAUACAGAUAUUUCGGGUCGAAUUCAGUGCCAAUUGGAAAAUCUGUUCGUAUAAAUCGGUUCCUGUAGAUAAGUUUUUAUCAUUGUAAAAUAUUUUUUAAGGAUACGUUAAUAAAUUAUUUUAAAACAUGA